UCAUUCCUACAAAAAGAGCACACACCAAAGCGAACAUAUUAUUAUUUUUAGAAUUAUCUACAUAUUUUGAUAAAAUAAGAGAAAUUAAUAAGAUGAUUAAGAUCAUCAUGAAGUCUUCUAGUUAUUAUGGGUCCAUGUUAUUAAAGAUUGUACUACUCCUUUCUUUCUUAUUUCCGGCAAUGGUUGACAGUUUGGUUCGUCACUACAAUUUCAGAGUUGUAUUGAGGAAUACGACAAAGCUUUGCUCAACUAAACCCAUUGUCACCGUCAACGGCCAUUUUCCAGGUCCAACUCUUUACGCAAGGGAAGACGAUAACGUGGUCGUAAGGGUCACAAACCACGUUACAUACAACCUCACCAUUCACUGGCAUGGAGUGAGACAAGUCCGAACAGGUUGGGCUGAUGGGCCAGCAUAUGUGACCCAAUGCCCAAUACAGCCAGGCAAAAACUACGUGUACAAUUUCACCCUAACAGGUCAAAGGGGGACUCUACUUUGGCACGCCCAUAUCUCCUGGCUAAGAGCCACACUCCACGGCGCCAUUGUCAUUUUACCAAAGAAAUCCUUUCCUUACCCUUUUCCAAAACCUCACGCCGAAAAGAUCAUCAUUUUAGGUGAGUGGUGGAAAGCAGAUGUUGAAAAUGUGGUGAACGAAGCCACACAAGCUGGUCUUCCACCCAAUGUCUCCGAUGCUCACACCAUUAAUGGCUUUGCAGGACCUUUUCCUAAUUGUUCUUCUCAGGGUUACACUCUACAUGUGGAAAGUGGGAAGACAUAUUUACUACGAAUCAUAAACGCAGCCCUAAACGACGAGCUCUUCUUCAAGAUCGCCGGCCACAAGCUGACCGUGGUGGAAGCCGAUGCUGUCUACACCAAACCCUUCGAAACAGACACCAUAUUUGUCAGCCCAGGUCAAACCACAAACGCCAUUCUCAAAGCAGACAAACCCAUUGGCAACUACUUAAUAGUAAUUUCACCCUUCAUGGACGCCCCAAUAGGCUUUGACAACUCCACCUCAUUCUCAAAAUUACAAUACAAACUCAAUAAUAGUAGUACUACUCAUCCAUCAUCAACUCCCCAAAUUGCUCCAACAUUAUUCUUAACCAACAUUCCACCCCACAACGCAACCCCAAUAACAAAAAAAUUCAUUGACUCCCUCAAAAGCCUGAACUCCAUCCAGUACCCAACAAAAGUCCCGUUGACCGUUGACCACUCUCUCCUCUUCACUAUAGGAGUUGGGCUCAACCCGUGUGACACGUGUGCCAGUGGAUCCAAACUUGUGGGAAAUAUAAACAACGUUACCUUUGACAUGCCGUCUGUUGCUCUUCUUGAAGCACAUUAUCACAACAUCAAGGGCGUUUUCACCGAUGACUUUCCGGCCAAACCGCCGGUUGUUUUCAAUUACACCGGGCCUUCUCCGGCGAAUAUCCAGACCAUGAAUGGGACGAGGCUUUACAGGUUGAGUUACAAUUCGAGUGUACAGAUCGUUUUGCAGGGUACGGGUGUGAUAGCUCCUGAGAGCCACCCGACCCAUUUGCAUGGAUUCAAUUUCUACGUGAUUGGAAGUGGAUUAGGGAAUUUUGACCCGGUAAAGGAUCCGAAACUGUUUAAUCUUGUUGACCCGGUUGAGAGGAACACUAUUGGAGUACCAACUGCUGGAUGGACUGCUAUCAGGUUCAGGGCAGAUAAUCCAGGGAUCUGGUUUUUGCACUGUCAUUUAGAGGUGCACACAACUUGGGGUUUGAAGAUGGCAUUCAUAGUGGAUAAUGGUUUUGGCCCAAAUGAGUCUUUGCCACCACCGCCUAAUGACCUUCCACAGUGUUAAAAUGUGUUCAUUACAUUUACGGAUGCAAAAAUCAGAAUAAGCUUUUAUUUCAUUCAUGGAGAGUAGAGAGAAGAGUUGGUUAUUAUACGUGGGGAAGUAGUAAAUUUUAGACAAUAAUCAUCAUCAUGGAUUAGUGGACAAGAGGUUGAUAUAACAAAUUGGUUUUCUUGUACAUGUGAAUGAAUAAAUGAAGACAACAAAAAAAAUAAGGAAUUCAAUUA
Messenger RNA from Cannabis sativa, 2044 nucleotides. RefSeq names its product laccase-4-like. Gene Ontology annotation, cellular component: apoplast. Bases 93 to 1823 code for a protein of 576 amino acids. Lineage: Eukaryota; Viridiplantae; Streptophyta; Magnoliopsida; Rosales; Cannabaceae. Gene Ontology annotation, molecular function: hydroquinone:oxygen oxidoreductase activity; copper ion binding. The transcript has 6 exons. The record is from RefSeq and is a predicted model, not a curated record. Gene Ontology annotation, biological process: lignin catabolic process.